Folsomia candida is the source of this 2106-nucleotide messenger RNA. RefSeq names its product methyl farnesoate epoxidase. The transcript has 11 exons. The record is from RefSeq and is a predicted model, not a curated record. Gene Ontology annotation, cellular component: intracellular membrane-bounded organelle; cytoplasm. Gene Ontology annotation, molecular function: iron ion binding; oxidoreductase activity, acting on paired donors, with incorporation or reduction of molecular oxygen, reduced flavin or flavoprotein as one donor, and incorporation of one atom of oxygen; heme binding. Lineage: Eukaryota; Metazoa; Arthropoda; Collembola; Entomobryomorpha; Isotomidae. Gene Ontology annotation, biological process: xenobiotic metabolic process. Bases 504 to 1997 code for a protein of 497 amino acids.
UAAGAACUUAUAAAGUAUCAUUUUUAGAGGACUAACCUCCACGAUUAAAAACAGCUUCAGGUUUGAUUUGCAAGAUGACUAAUUUUUGAUGUCAGAAUCUACAAAUGAAUAUUUACACGUAUGUUUCGGAUUGUCACAUGUUCGCCCGGUUUGAAGUUUGAUCCCAAUUGACCGUAAUAAUUACUUUAAGUGCAGGAUGCUGCACUAUUAAAUACAUGCAAAAUAUACAUGUCACCGUCACCAGUAACACGUCUCAUUAACUUGAUCUGUGAAAAAAUUCAGUCAGUUCCAUCAAUCACAUGGUUUUAUUUGGAGUUUAUUUACAGCUUAUCAGACUGUCAGCUAAUGUAAUCUCAAAUUAUUUCUCGUAUAUAAUGCGUAUAGUUUUGCAUAUGUUACACUAUUCUACAAGUGAUGGAGGACAGCAUCUGACAAUACCACAAUUGCUUGAUAUUUACAGAAUUAUUAUUAUUAGCAGCUGAAGAAUAAAACCAAUAUUCAAAAUGAUGUUCGAAAUUCUUUGCUUUACAUUUAUAGUUGUUUUAAUUUCGUGGGUUUAUACGGACAAUUUUAAAUCGAAGCGUCCACCCGGUCCACUACGACUUCCUCUUAUCGGUACGAUAUUGCAGCUUGGGGUUGACAAAAGAAGGCCACAAUAUGAAACAUUUCGCUCAAUUUCCAAAAAAUAUGGUCCAAUAUCUUCAAUCGAGUUGGGACUCUAUCCUGGAGUAAUAUUUGAUGAUUUCGAGACAAUAAAGAAGCUCCUGAAUCAUGAGCUGUGGGUCGACCGAUUUUUCAAUUCCCUUUUUGCGGAGAGAAGUUUUGGAAAAGCUUUGGGAAUAAUUUUCAUAAGCGGGGAUACAUGGAAGGAAAUGCGUCGUUUUACAAUUCGAACCCUGCGAGACUUUGGGUAUGGAAAAAAGAGCAUGGAAAGUGUAUUGGAAGACGAGGUGAAAGACUUGGUAGCAAAAAUCGACGGUCUGUGCGAAGAAAAUGGUUCAAUUGUGGCCAUGAAGCAGGUGUUUUCGAUGCCUGUGCUUAACGUUCUUUGGCAUUUGGUUUGCAGCACAUCGUCUGAGGACGACAAGCGAUUGAAGGAACUUCUCGUCCUGGUUGACACGCUGGCGAGAGCUACACCGAUGGCCGGCGGUAUCCUAAUGCCAUUUCCCUUCCUUCGACACAUUUUCUCUGACAUGACAGGAAACUCGCAUGUCCGGAAGUGUAACAUGGAGCUGCAAGAAUAUUUUAGGGACGUGUUGCGUCGUCGUCGAGAAGAAGGAGUUUACAAGAACGACCAGAGGGACUACAUUGACGUCUUUCUCCAGGAAAUUGAUCACCACCGAGAAAAGGGGUCCACUCCAAAUUAUUACACGGACGAGCAGUUCAUAUCUACGACGAUUGAUUUAUUUGAGGCUGGAGCAGAAACGACGAAUAAUACUCUGGAGUUUGGUAUCUACUACAUGCUUCAGAACCCAGAAAUUCAAGCCAAGGUGCAGGAUGAAAUUGAUCUGGUUGUAGGAAAAAAUCGACUCCCUACUUUUGCUGAUAAGGCAGAGAUGCCAUACACGGAAGCAGUUCUAACCGAAAUUCAAAGAAUAUCUAAUGUAGUUGCAAUGACGGUAAGAUGUCCAACCGAGGACGUCUGGGUUGACGGAUAUUUCAUUGCAAAGGGGACAAUUGGAUUCAUGAAUUUAUUCAGUGUCCAUAUGGAUAAAAAUUUUUGGGGAGACCCUGAAAAAUUCCGUCCAGAAAGAUUCUUAGAUUCAGAUAAAAAGUUGAUCCCCAACAAAUUACAGCGAGUGAUUCCAUUUGGAGCAGGACGACGUGUGUGCCUUGGCGAAAUUUUGGCCCGUGCGACUUUAUUCACGUAUUUCGCCACUGUUCUCCAACACUUUACAUUUCAAAAGUGUGAUGGUGAUUCCGAUGCUCAGAAACCAGCAAUGAUCGGCUUCACUUUAACCCCGGCGCCAUAUUCAGCAAAGGUCAUAAAACGAUAAUUUAUAUAUUUACAUUCUAAUCAUAAGAAAACUUGAAAUUUGUAAAAAAAAAUAUUUGACUUUGGUGCAUAAUAAUAAACAUACGAAAUCUGUUAGUUCAUUCAUUUUA